AUGGCAAAUUCUUGCAUAUUCCUGUUAUUGGCAAAGGUUGAAGGAGGGAAUGGAACUGUGAAUGAUGUCGCAAACUCAGUAAUGCAGAGGUUCUGGGACCCUGCUCUUGCAUUGGAGCCUCCACAUGAGGAAUUCGAUAGCCGUAGGUUUGUUGAUGGGUCUUUUAAGGGUUAUUUUUCUUCCGUUUUCCUACGAGGCUAUGAUACAACUCUCCUUGUAUUGUUCAGCGAGGUAUCCUUACUCCUGCAGUCAGAGGCUGUAGAUGGAAAGAGUAGUGUUUAUCCCCCCGUGACUGGCUCUGAGAGCUUGGACGAGCUUGUGUCUUCUUCUAUAAGACAAAGAUUAAGUAUUGCUGAUGAAAAAGAAGCAGUGCAACUCUUGUAUGAAGAUGAUGAAGGUGGCCGAGUGCUGCUGACAACAGACGCCCAUCUUGCUGGUGCAGUGCUGCAUGCCAAAUCAUCUGGGUCGAAGUUAACUCUUUUUCUUGCCUUCUGUGAUUAUCUAUUCCAAGUGCAGAUUGUAGGGCUACAAAUUACUAGCUCAAUCCACCUGACUAAAAACAAAUGGUCACCAUGA
Miscanthus lutarioriparius is the source of this 576-nucleotide messenger RNA. NCBI's taxonomy places the organism in Eukaryota, Viridiplantae, Streptophyta, Magnoliopsida, Poales, Poaceae. The record is from the annotation of a GenBank genome assembly.